CGGCCCGGGCAGGAGGCCAAGGAAGCGCCGCUGCGCUGAAGCGCCGGGAGCUCGGGGUGCCCGGGAGCUGAGGGCGCUGCGAGCUGGGGGAUUUUCAUUCCCACAUCGUUGCCAGAUGGAAGAGGAGGAAAAGCCCCAGAGAUCCCACACGAGGAGGGUCUGCAAACCCAGUCCAGGGAGCUGCAAGGAGGAAAGAUCCCACCAGUGCCAGGAGGGCGGCCGGAGAUCCAGGCGGAGCUCAGUGCAGGGGGAGAAGUCCCACAAGUGUUUGGAAUGUGGGAAGGGCUUCAGAAAGAGCUCCCACCUGAUCCGACACCAGGUGAUCCACACUGGGGAAAUGCCCUACGAGUGUGGGGAAUGUGGGAAGAGCUUCAGCCACAGCUACAGCCUCAUGCGGCACCAAAUGAUCCACACUGGGGAAAACCCCUACGAGUGUGGGGAAUGUGGGGAUAGGUUCAGCUGCAGCUCCAACCUAAGGACACACCAGAGCAUCCACACUGGGGAAAAGCCCUACGAGUGUGGGGAAUGUGGGAAGAGGUUCAGGUACAGCUCCAACCUGAGGAAUCACCAGAGGAGCCACACAGGGGAAUGGCCCUACACCUGCUUGAAAUGUGGGAAGAGCUUUGGAUGGAGCUGUGAGCUGAGAAAACACCAGCUCAUCCACACUGGGGAGAGGCCCUACGAGUGUCCCGAGUGUGGGAAGAGGUUUCAGCGCAGCUCCACUCUCAUCAGACAUGAGCGGAUUCACACAGACGAGAGGCCCUUCCGCUGCCCUGACUGCGGGAAGAGCUUCAACCGCAACUCCACUUUUGUCAGGCACCGGCGCAUCCACAGUGGGGAGAGGCCCUACGAGUGUCCUGAGUGUGGGAAGAGCUUCUCACAGAGAUCUAACUUGACCCAACACCAACAGAGGCACCAGUAAGGGAAGCCCUGCGAGUGCCCCGAGUGUGGGAAGAGCUUCGUGCGCUGCUCCAGCUCCAUCCCCCAUGGGAGGAUCGGCGUUGGAUGAUCCCCAGUGACCCCCGUUGGGCAGAGCCCUGGUGAUCCGUGGUCCUGGUGAUCCGUGUUGGGAAGACACCUGGCUGGGAGGCUCCACAUCUUCACGGCUCCCUGUGGGCACCUGGAUGAACACCGGGGCAGGAACAUCCAUCGAGACACAGACCAAUAGUGGGAAUUCCUUUGGGAGAGCAGAUUUGUUGACUUUCAAUCCCAGAAAACUGUUAAAGCUAAUGGAACUCACGAGCCCUAUUUGUUACACAUCAACACCUCUCCUUCCUUUUCUGGAAUUUGACACAAACUUAUAGUCAAUAAGUUCUGCAAGUGCUCUUGCUGCGUGAGGCCACAUUGUGUCUUU
This is a messenger RNA of Poecile atricapillus (Black-capped chickadee), 1354 nucleotides long. RefSeq names its product zinc finger protein 239-like. NCBI's taxonomy places the organism in Eukaryota, Metazoa, Chordata, Aves, Passeriformes, Paridae. Gene Ontology annotation, biological process: regulation of transcription by RNA polymerase II. Bases 116 to 922 code for a protein of 268 amino acids. Gene Ontology annotation, molecular function: DNA-binding transcription factor activity, RNA polymerase II-specific; RNA polymerase II cis-regulatory region sequence-specific DNA binding. The record is from RefSeq and is a predicted model, not a curated record. The transcript is spliced from 2 exons.